AACAUGCUCAUUUACUCAUUUACUUUUCGACUCUGGUUGAGGAAGCAUCUGCUAAAUUCGGUAAUUUUGUGAAAAGUGUACAGUGUUAUAAUUUCUAUAAAAAAUAUUAUUGUCAAUAAGAUCAAUUGAUACAUUAAAUUAAUUACCUAAUUGACAAAAUAUAUAAUAUUGUAUGAAUCACUGAUAGAUUUUUUACAUUCUUUAUUUGCUCUAAAAUAAAACAUGACGGUAUUAAGUGUGAACAACUUAAAAAUUAAUGGAGAAUCUAAUAAUAAUAAACAGUAUGACCGUGAUUUUUUAAUACAACUACGAGACAUUCCUCAGUGUAAAAUAAAACCUGCUUAUCUUAAUAACCGCUUUGAAAGUAUUCAUAAAUCCGAAUUUAGAGAAAUCCCAUUUUACUGGAAUGCAGGUAGCAGAAUAAAUGGUUUUAACCCAAAAUCACAUCAUCAACUAUUUCCUAACUUUGCAAAACCUUCAGGUGGACAAUUGUCUUAUCAGCUGGCAAGACGGAGUAUUUCUCAAGAAAAUGUUGCUAGACCCAGAAGGAGUGGGAUGAUCCAUGUAUCAUUAUCACUGAAUGAAUCUGUAAAAUUGCGUGAAUCUGACAAUGCCUGGAAACCAACUCUGCUGAAAAAAAAGACUGGAGCACAAGUGGAAGAAGAGACCCAAGUUCUUUACAAGAACGUUCGCAGCGUGUUGAAUAAACUAACCCCGGAAAAAUUCGACAAACUUGUUGGACAAGUGCGAGCAUUAGAAAUUGACACGCAGGAGAAAUUGCAAGGUGUUAUUAAUCUGGUAUUCGACAAAGCGAUUGAUGAGCCGAAUUUUGCUGUAGCGUAUGUUCUGAUGUGCAAAGAACUUGCAUUAAUGAAAGUUAAUACACCAAAUGAAAAAAAUCCGUCCCAGGUAGCUGGAAAUCCAGCUGCGAAUGUAAAUUUCCGCAAGCUACUUAUUACUCGGUGUCAAGUAGAGUUUGAAAAAAAUAAAACUAAUGAAACACAGAGAACUGAAAAGGUGAAAGAAAUUGAAGAAUGUAAAGACGCUAAAAGGAAAAAAGAUUUGCAGGCAGACCUUGCAGAGUAUGAUCGUAAGAUUAGAAUGAAAUCUGUUGGAAAUAUUAAAUUUAUCGGUGAAUUGUACAAACAAAGAAUGUUGACGAGCAAUAUAAUGAAUUUAUGUAUUAAUCAUUUAUUGCAAACUCCGGAUGAAGAAAAUUUAGAAUGUUUGUGUAAAUUACUGACGACUAUUGGAAAAAUAUUUGAAGAAAAAAAUAACCUUUCGUCUUACUUUAAGAAAUUAGCAGAGCUGACUAAUCAAAAGGGAGUAAAUAAGAUUAGCUCUAGAAUAAGAUUUAUGAUCCAAGAUAUUAUUGAUUUAAAAUCAAACAAAUGGAUUACUCGUCAUGUUGAUAAUAAUCCUAAAACAAUAAGCCAAAUUCAAAAGGAAGUUGAGACUGAACAAUUUAUCAACACACAUUUAAAUUCUUCAUAUAAUCCAUCACAAGAUUUACGUUCUGAUAACAGACGCAGAAGUCUUAUGGGUCCACCAAGUUAUUCAAGCAAUGGUUGGAGUGUAGCCGGAAGUAAAUCAAGACAAUGGUACGCAGUAGAAACUUCUAAAUUAAAAAUUAACACUUCAGUAGAUGAGGUAACGCUAGGUAGCAAAAAUUCUUACACUUGGAAGCCUUUAGUACCACCAGCUCCUGUAAUAUUGUCACCUAAUAAAUUUUCUAUCCUUGACGCUAAGCUUGAAGAGCAAAAUUCAAGACGUUCAUAUGCUGGAUCACGAUCUACAGGAUUUUCCGAGAGGUCUAAUGAUAGAUCCUUUCAAAGAGGUAAUAAUAACAGCCAGCAAAGAAGAGUUCCCUUGUUUGAGCAAAGAUUAGCAAUGUUAAGAAAUCCUCAAAGUGGGAAUAUUCUUCCAGCAAUUCCGGCGGAAAAAGUUUCUUCAUCAACAUCAGUACCAAGUCAAGUUUGUAUAAAUAAAUCUCUGAAGAGUGAUGUUAUUAAAUCACUUUUGAAAUCUUGCGAAAAUUUUGCAAGCACUGAAGAAUUUAUUAAGGCUGCUGAAGAGACAAUUGCGGAUAACUUCGACAGUUCUUCGUACGAAUUUUUCGUCAGUGAAGCAAUGAACUGUGUGCUUGAAAAGUCCAAGACUGUACGUCAGCGAUUCUCGGCUUUAUUAUCACACAUGAUGGAGAAAAAUAUUAUUUCUCUAUGUCUGUUCCAAAAAGAGUUCAAACAAUUAUUAGAAAUUAAAGAAGAUUUAGUAAUUGAUAUUCCUAAUUGUCAAACAUACCUUGUAGAAAUAUUGUCAGGGUUAUUGACUUCAAGCGCUCAUCCAUUUGUUGAAUUGAAGCAAACGCUAGCUGUACUUAAAAGUAAAGGUUGUGGAAAAUUCUUGGGAGAAUUAUUAUCUACUAUAGCAAAAGAUCAAAAGCAUGAGUGGGUUGCUGGUGAAUGGAAAAAGAGUGAACUAACCUGGUCCGAUUUGGUCGACACCCAGCGAGAAUCAGUUGAUGAUAUUGUUAAAAAUUACAGUUUGGAAUUCUUAACUGGUGAUUCUGCAACAAUAAAAAAAUCACCGCAGACAGAUAUUUGUUAUUUUAAAAAAACUUUUAGUCAAUUACUGGAUUGUAUGCGUAAAAGCAGUGUAAUUGACUUUAUUACUAAUUUCCUAACUACGAACUUUGGAGAGCAACCAGCUGAGCCUAAAUUUUCGAGGUGUCUUAUUGUUGCAAUUUUGACCAUUUCUGUUGAUACUGAAAAUGGAUCUCAUAAAUUGAAUACUGAAAAAUUCAAACAACUCUUACCACUAUUAAUAAGAUAUGUUGAUGCUGAUCCAAAAAAGGAACUUGAGGUACUUUUUGGAAUUCAACAUUUUAUUCACGGCUUAUUGUAUCCUCAAGGACUACUGAGCAGCAUAGUUGCAGUAAUUUACGACGAAGGUAUUAUUUCAGAAGAAGCUUUUUUGUCUUGGCAAAAAUGUGAAGAUCCUGCGGAAAUGGAAGGUCAUGCGAUAGUGAUAAAAUCGCUUACAUCUUUCUUUGUUAACCUCUUGGAAGGAAGUGAAGAAGACGACUCUGAAGAAUAGUUAAUUUAAUAUUAUUAAAUUAUAAUUAUCUAACGACUUAUUUUCAUAAUUAUACUAGUGAAAACAAACAGCCUUUUUAUAAGUUUUUAUCAUGAGU
Messenger RNA from Cotesia glomerata, 3193 nucleotides. Its product is annotated as eukaryotic translation initiation factor 4 gamma 3-like. Bases 223 to 3096 code for a protein of 957 amino acids. The record is from RefSeq and is a predicted model, not a curated record. NCBI's taxonomy places the organism in Eukaryota, Metazoa, Arthropoda, Insecta, Hymenoptera, Braconidae. Gene Ontology annotation, molecular function: translation initiation factor activity; protein binding; mRNA binding. The transcript has 7 exons. Gene Ontology annotation, cellular component: eukaryotic translation initiation factor 4F complex.